AUGUCUUGUGAUUACGAUGUGCGUGUCCCAUCGAAAUGGACGGUUCCUCAUAAAAAGAUGUUGACGGAAGUGGAAGACAAAGAACUAUUUGCCCUGGACAAACUUCUUCAUUGGGUGAAUGAAACAAGUCUAACAACUGAGGAAGGAGCAAAAAUCGUUUUCAAGAAGCUUGAUGCACACUUCUAUCUCCGUUGUUUAUUCCCAAUCCUUCCUGAUGACUCAACGAGCGUAAAGAUAUUUCAACUCAACCUGCAUUUCUUGAUACUGGGCUACAUUAUUGACGAUAAAAUUGAAAAGUACAACCAGGACGAAAUUAAUGAACUUAUUAGUGGCUACAACAACCUAAAAAACCAAGUAUCAAAAACGUUUCCGAAAUUUCCAAGUAUAUCUGAAAUGAAGCACUCACUAUGUAACAUGAAGAACGAUUACUCGAUAUCUGCAGUCGCAACAUUGGUUGAUUAUGUAAACAAAACUACGUUAAUAUUGCUUGAAGGAGACGUAGCCGAGGACAAAGUAGUUAAUUAUCGAAAGCGCUUGUCGAAUGCCAUUGCUGUAUAUUUAGAUGCACUAUUGUCCAAAACAAAAACUGGAUGCGAGAUUUCGGAGAAUGAGAUGCUGUGGAGACGAUGUUUUGACGCGCUUGCACUUGGAGUGUACAUGUCAACGGAAGUGUUCAGUAAAACCCUCGUCAAGAAACAUGUGCUACCUAUCAGCGAGUUCUACAAAUUUUACUCCCUAAGCAUCCUAUUUUGCGUGGUCAUCAACGAUCUGUAUUCAUAUGAACGAGACAAAAUGGACGACAGUGAUAGUAUAAUAAAAGUUUGGUUUACACAGAAAAAUGUGACAGAUAUGACAACAGCAGCAUCGAAAGUUGCCAAAAUUCUCAAUGCAAUAAUACAGCAGAUGUAUUUGUUUGUCGAAGAAG
Paramuricea clavata is the source of this 925-nucleotide messenger RNA. Lineage: Eukaryota; Metazoa; Cnidaria; Anthozoa; Malacalcyonacea; Plexauridae. The record is from the annotation of a GenBank genome assembly.